AUGGCCGAAGCUGCUGCAUCCCAGCCAUCGAGGUCUAAGCUCCUCGAGAACCUUGUAGAAGCAGGCAAGAGGGCCUUUAAUCCGUCUAAUGAUAAUCCUACUCGGGAGAAUGGGCGGAUAGAAUACGAUUCUAUCUUAAACAAGACAGAAACAUGGGCCCUUUUACCCGCUCUCAACGCUUUGAUCAAGCCCAAUGUGCUCCCCGAGUGGCUUCGUAGCCCUUUCGUGGAUACUCUCACCCUCCUCCCUCUGAGGGAGGGCGGUGUUCGCGCAACCAUGGAAUUCGUGUUUUCCGUCCAUCCUAGUAAUACCGGCCGAGCACCGGCUACAAACCAACCCCAGAAGGAGGGUGCGAGCAUAACCCAUGAGGCUCUGGCCAUAGCUACGAAGCUUCUCUCUUCUGUCCCUGCUUCCAUGACUCCCGAGUCUUGGUUCGGAGGUAUAUCUGCUCAAUUGUUACACUUGAUGGAGGGAAAAGAUGGCCCAGACCUGAGCAAAGCUGCUGCUCAAAUUGUUGGGUUCGGGAUUUUGGGAAAGAAGAUGUACGGGGCUCCAGGCUCUCCAGGCUGGCAGGUAUUUGUCCAGCCCCUGAUAGAAAGCCUAAACCCAUCCACAAGACUUGACUCGACAACGAGAAUAGUCAAAGAUGAAGAGGACGACGGGAUCGUCGACCUCACCAAGGGCCAGGUUUUAGUAAAAAGUGAGGCAGUAGGACGAUCAGUCCGGCUUCUUAGCGUUUUGGUCUUCUCAAAUCCGUCCCCUGGCCUUUGCAGCAGAGUGCUGAAGCCGGUGCUUCCCCAGCUGUGGGCUUUGGCCUCAUUGCCCACGGAUGAGGGGGCAUCUAAUGGCAUUUCGAAAGUCGCCCGAAACUUACUACAGGCAUACCUUAAAUUAUCGGGCAACAUCGAGACCGCCUCGAUGCUUAUAAGGAAUCUGCUUGGCAGAGGUUCCCCCCCCGCAUCCGAACAGCCAUGGCAUUACCGCAAGGAUAAUCAAGGAUUCGAAAUCGUCUCUCAAAGUUUUGCGGCAGACAUGUCAACAAGCGAGAUUCAAUGGACGGAGCUACAGUCCCGGGCAGAAAUCCUCGCCGACCUCCUCGUGGACAGCUGCUCUCCCGAAAACGUCUCGUCUAUAUUUAUCGAGCUCUUCCAGCGAUGGAUUAAGACUGCAGGGACACCGGAUACCAUCAUCUCUUCACCAGAUAAUCAAGAUGACGGGCCGCAGGCGGCAAUGGAGACUCUGUUCGACGUUACAGUAUUGCAAAAACUACUUGAAAAGAACCCCGAGAAGCUUAUCAACCAGUUUGACCGGCUGCUUGAGCUGAUCUGCCAAGUGUUGAGGGUUGAUGAUACGUCCCGGCUUGCGGAUGAUCUAGUAGGCGUUACUUUGAGUUUACUCAAUCUCGUCAUCACAGCGCCGACCUUUAGUAAAUCAGACAUCAAUCAAACAGAGCUCAAUGUGAUCGAGCGGUCUCUGGAACGGCUGAGUGGUGAAUCUCGCCCUCAGAUAUCGCAGACGGCGUCAAAUCUCUCUCUGCUUCUGAGAUACAAGGAUGAGCUCAAUCAACAGGAGGAGGCGAUAUCUCACCCCUCGAAACGCCAAGUGGAAGACCGGAGAACAUACGACCUGGCCAUGAAUUACAUCACUGGAGUUGACAGCCCUCCACCAGUCAUAUCGGAAGGGUUGAAUCUCUUGUCGGGGCUCAUCCAGGGCGAGAGUUCGGUUCUGGACAUCACCGCCGUAAAUGUUCUGUUAUCGAAUCUGCUCGAAAACGGCGAGGACUACGUCAAUCUACGGGUGGUAAAGCUCUUCACGCAGAUGGCCAACAAGCAUCCGCGGUCAACCGUCAAAGAACUACUGGAUCACUUCCUGGACCCCCAAGAAAAGCUGAGCACGGAUAUUAGGUUACGGUUCGGUGAGGCCUUGGUACAAGUCAUUGAACGGUUAGGCGAGACGUUUGCCGGCGAGGUAGCCCUGCAAGUGACUGAAACGUUACUUUCUAUUGCCGGCCGUCGUGGAUACCGCCCAAAGGCAAUGCGGAAGCAGACACGGGAGGAGAGGAAGCAGAAGAUCAAAAAAGAGGAGGACGGGGAUGACGAGCAGGAUGACGAAGACGAACGCACAGCGGAUGAGAAGGCAAGGGACGACGUCCUCGCGCAGAUUCUACAGGGCUGGGAGAGCAAAAGGGGUUCCGAGGACAUCAGGAUGCGUGCCUCCGCGCUGUCGAUUCUGGGAACAGCGCUGGAAACCAACAUCAAAGGGGUUGGGUCAUUCCUCGUGUCAACAACAGUCGACCUGUGCGUCAGCGUGCUUGCCCUGGAACCGGAAAUGGAGAAGGCCAUUCUUCGAAGGGCCGCCAUCAUGGUUGUCCUGGGGUUCAUCCGAGCACUGGAGUCUGCCCGAGAAUCCGGCGUUUCCCUCGGGUUUGGGCUUCAGGAGGAGAGUCGGUCUGACAUCUCGCGGACUCUGCAGUACGUCGCAGGUACUGAUAACGACGGGCUGGUGCAACAGCACGCACGGGAUGUGAUUGAGAGUCUGGAGAACUGGCACAUGGCAAGCCUGGUACCUUCCCAGGCUGACUAUGAAACAUCGAGGGUUGGGCGGCUGGAAGGUCUCAGAGUGAACGCCGAUACAGCUGGGCUAGGCGCAUCAUCGGGCAGGCCACGGCCGCGUAUCGAAGAGAUUGAAUAA
Clonostachys rhizophaga is the source of this 2691-nucleotide messenger RNA. Lineage: Eukaryota; Fungi; Ascomycota; Sordariomycetes; Hypocreales; Bionectriaceae. The record is from the annotation of a GenBank genome assembly.